Molecule: messenger RNA, 1952 nt
Organism: Octodon degus (degu)
Lineage: Eukaryota; Metazoa; Chordata; Mammalia; Rodentia; Octodontidae
Product: intercellular adhesion molecule 5
Exons: 8
Coding region: 112-1806 (564 amino acids)
Biological process (GO): cell-cell adhesion
Cellular component (GO): membrane
Molecular function (GO): integrin binding
Source: RefSeq, a predicted model, not a curated record
UAGAGAACCACUGGAAGGUUGCGAAGCUAGCGGCAUCAAGAGAAAGGAGACGCGGCGGAGGACGAGGGACAGGCAGACAGCCCUUGCUCACUUUUGGCCUUUCUCGGAAGGAUGGCCGUGCUUCUGUCUGGUGUCUGGGCCCUGCUGGCCUGCCUUGCUCGCCCAGGGGCCACUGAGGAGCUAUUUGAGGUUUCCGCUUGGCCGAGUCAGGCCCUGGUGGGCUUUGGACAGUCGCUGGUGGUCAACUGCAGCACCACCUGCCCGGACCCAGGGCCCAGUGGCAUCGAGACCUUCCUAAAGAAGACCCAGGUGGACAAAGGGCGCCAGUGGAAGGAGUUCCUCCUGGAGGACAUCACUGAGAGCUCUGUCCUGCAGUGUUUCUUCUCUUGCUCAGGGAUCCAAAAGGAUAGAAGCCUGGACAUCACCGUGUACCAGCCGCCAGAGCAGGUGAUCCUGGAGCUGCAGCCUGACUGGGUGGCCACGGACGAAGCCUUUACGGUGAAGUGCCUUGUGCCCCAGGUGGCACCCCUAGAGAACCUCACCCUCACCCUUUUCCAGGGUAGCCAAGAGCUAUGCAGGAAGAGCUUUGUGAGCUCAGCUUUGGCCUCGCAAAGAGCUGAGGUCACCCUCAGUGUCACAGCCCGGCGGGAGAAUGACAGGUGCAAUUUCUCCUGCUGCGCAGAACUUGAUUUGCACUCCCGAGGUGGAGGGCUCUUCCGCAGCAGCUCAGCCCCCAAGGUUCUGCGGAUCUUUGAAUUCUUUCAGAGUCCCCUGAUUUGGGUCCCUUCCGUUCUGGAAGUUGGGACGGCAGCGGCUGUGAGCUGUGAGGUGGAGAGGGUGUUUCCGGCCAACGAAGUUGUGUUCCGCAUGUUCCUGGGAGACCAAGAGCUGAGCCCCUUCCUCACCUGGGCGGGGGACACAGUGUGGGCCAACGCCACCGUUCGGGCCACGGAGCCUGGCGAGCAGCAGCUGUCGUGCGUGGCUUCCCUGGGUCCAGUGGCACAGAAAGCGAGGCAGCCGGUGCAUGUGUACAGUUUCCCGCCACCCAUCGUAGAGAUAGAAGAAUCAUAUGCUCUGGCAGGGACGGAGGUGAACGUAACCUGCUCGGGGCAUACUCUGACGUCUCCCAGCCCUACUCUUCGGCUGCAGGGAGCCCCCGAGCGCCCUGCCCCUGGGGAGCCUGCCCGGCUCCUGUUCAGCGCCACGGCGGAGGAUGAUGGCCGCAAUUUCUCCUGCGAGGCCUCCUUGGAAGUGCGGGGCCAACGACUGGUCAGAACGGCUGUGGCUCAGCUCCGUGUUUUAUACAAGCCUCGGCUAGAAGAAGCUGGUUGCCCCGGCACUCAGACGUGGCUGGAAGGGAAGGAGCAGACGCUUGCCUGCAUCCCAGCGGGAAACCCGGCUCCCGCUUUAGUGUGCACCUGGAAUGGGGUGACUGUCGACCUCGAGGUGCCGAGAAAGGUGGCUCAAAACCACACUGGAAUCUACUGCUGCACAGCCACCAACCAGCUGGGCUCCGUCAGCAAAGACAUUGCUGUUACCGUGCAAGGACCCAGUGAAGGGCGCAGUUCUACCAUGGUCUUCAUUGUCAUUAUCCUCCUUGUCGUGGGUAUAAACACAACAGCACUGUACUUUAACUGUCAGCCCUGCAAGAUACAGAAGAAGAAAUUGCCACAUCAGCAGAAAGAGCCAAGCAAAGCAGAGGAAGACCAGGGUGGUGGUCAGCAGGCAGAAAGGGGCAACGUGCCCAAUUUUUGUCUAGAAACAGGUCUUUCGGUGAAUGAGAUUUCUAUCAUUGGAAUUUCCUAAGGGGGAAGAGUGGACCAAGGAAAAAGGAGGAGACACUGUGAAGCUGUGUUUCUCCUUCAUGUUCUGCCGCUCAGGCUCCUGGGUCCUGGGCAGUGACCCAUGUACAUGUUCUGAGUUUAUUCGGUCAGUAGGGAUUGCAAUUCGGU